ACUGUCCUUGUGUUUUCACAAACCAAUCGGGCUCUUCACAAACGUUGGCUAAUUACAAGUUAAUGAUGUGGCGAGUGCACUACCUUCUCGGCGGAAAAACAAGAGAAGGCCUGUAAUGAUAAUGUAUCGAUCUAUUAUUUCGCCUACGAAAGACAUUAACAUUUUAGUGUUCAUUUACAGUGUACGUAUCCAUAUUCUCAGCUUGGAUGACAGCGAAUUAUAUCUACAGAAGCUACAAAGCUUGAAACCUCUGGACAACCUUUGACCUUUGUGACGUCACUACAUCGCGUUCAUCAGUUUAUACAUGCUUUUUCCGCGGAAGGCCCACCGCUUGAGAAGGAAGCUAGCGCGGGAAAUAUCAGCGAAGGUCUUGGCACAGUCUCCCUUUGGGUCGGCAUUCGGUUUCAUAUUGCUUGGGUUGGCGUAUCGCUGCUUCACACGGGGUUUAUUCGUCUGCUUGUGUUAGCUGUGUCGUGCACGCGCACAUUGUCGUCUGCUUGGAACGUUUGAUUUACCAGACGACAGCAUGGAUUUCCCUGAAGAGACAGCUAAAGUGAACACUCACGUAAGUGUAUCGCCCCAACCCGAAGGAACCACUGGACUUUUGGGGAACGUGAAAAGAUGCGGCUUGAAAUGCUUGAGGGGCUCCAAGGAAAAUUUACUUUUAAUUUUGCUACUGUGUUCUGUGCUCCUCGGAGUGGGGAUCGGGUUUGCAGUUCGAAGUGCAAGACCCGAUUUCUCGAAAAGAGAAAUUAUGUAUUUGAUGUUCCCUGGUGAAAUUUUAAUGCGAAUGUUACGAAUGUUGAUUUUGCCGCUAAUCAUCUCCAGUUUGAUUGCCGGAAUUGCUGGAUUGGACGCCAAAACAUGCGGGAAAAUGGGUCUUCGUACCAUUGCAUAUUUCGCUACAACUACAGUCAUAUCCGUUAUUAUGGGUAUCAUUAUGGCUAUUGCUAUUAGACCAGGAGGCGGGGCCAACCGGGCCAAACUUAAGAGGUACGGUACUGCGGCCAAGGUCAACUCCGUCGACACUUUUCUGGACCUCGUGAGGAAUCUUUUCCCGGAUAACCUGAUCACUGCCUGCUAUAAUGCGUACCGGACAAAAGAGGUUGAGGUUCCCAUCGAGAAGAAGGUCCUCAGCAUUAACAUCACCAACAUCACGGGGACGACGGAGGCGUCGACGGCUUACAAUGUAGUAACGGAGAUCUCUGCUGCUUUGAACGGUACAAAUGAAACUGAACCAGAAACAGAAUGGGUCCCGGCGCCAGGGAGUACAGGCCAGACGAACGUGUUGGGGAUUGUCAUGUUCUCCAUCCUGUUCGGAGUGAUGCUGGGACGGAUGGAGGGUCGGGGGAAGCCCAUCCUGGACUUCUGCAACACGCUCGUAGAGGUCACGAUGAAGCUGUUUGUCAUCUUUAUAUGGUAUUCUCCCGUGGGUAUCGCCUUCCUCAUCGCAGCUAAGAUCGUUGAGAUGGAAGAUUUCGGGGUUCUGCUUGGAAAGGUCGGGCUGUACUUUAUCACAGUGCUGUGUGGUCUGGCCGUGCAUGGCGUCGUGGUGCUGCCAGGGCUCUACGUCCUCUGUACGCGGCAAAACCCAUACAGGUUCAUUUACGGCAUAUCUCAAGCUAUGGCCACUGCAUUCGGGACAUCAUCGAGCUCGGCAACUAUGCCCGUGACAUUACACUGUUUAGAGCACAAUAACCACGUGGACCCUCGAGUCAGCAGUUUCGUCAUCCCAGUCGGUGCCACGAUAAACAUGGAUGGUACCGCGCUCUACGAGGCUGUAGCUGCACUCUUCAUUGCCCAAGUCAACCACAUGUCUAUGGACUUUGGAAAGGUUGUCACUAUCAGUAUCACAGCCACGGCAGCAUCCAUUGGAGCCGCGGGGGUCCCUCAGGCUGGCUUGGUUACCAUGGUGAUUGUGUUAUCAGCAGUGGGACUCCCUGUCGACGACAUCACUCUUAUUCUUGUCGUUGAUUGGUUCUUGGACCGGUUUAGGACAAUGAUCAACGUAAUGGGAGACAGUCUUGGUGCGGGCCUGGUCUACCAUCUAUCCAAAGACGAGUUACCUCCCUUAGAGCACGAGAUGUUCGACACCAACCCCGAGAAGGUUCCCAACGGCCACGAGGGCAACGCCAUGACUGCUGUGUAAAGGAAGUGACGUCACGCACCGCAUGCGUAUAAACAAUAUGCAAUGUCUCCAACUGCCAUGUUGACCUUCUGUCAAAACGAAAGCAGCGAAAAACGAAAGAUGAUUGCUGUGCGCAUGUGCGUACACAUAUUGCUUAUUCGCGGUGCCGAAAGUCAGAAAGAAGUGCCCCUCGAAGGAUAUCGAUGUUAAAUGAUAGGUAAACGGAAUGAUUUGUUGCCAGAUCCCCUCAAUCAUGCAGGGAGGUAGAAGAGAAAGCCAACUAGUUUUCUAUGCAUCUAGGCAAGGCUAGUCUAGGUUCAGUCCAGGUUUUGAUAACAGUCUGUCAUUUCCCGCAAAGGCUAAACACAGUGAACUCUCGUUUUCUCGAAAUCGGGAAAAUAAAUACACCGAGGCAUGGACAUGCAGUAAAAGCCGCGAGGUCAUUUCGAGAUGAGAAUUAAUUUGAAAUGUGUAAGUUCGAGAUAGCGAGAGUCGACUGUUGCACGCAAAGAGGGUCUUAACAAGAAACUUCCCAGGGCACCUCAGGGAAUUUACACUGUAAUAUCAAAGCUGCAUUUUGCAAUUAUAUUGAUAACCAUUUGUAUAAACCGCCAAGGGCAUCAGGUAAUGACUUCUGGAGGUAUUGCUUUUUUUGUGUUUUAUUGAUUUUUCGUAAUAUCGUUUACUAAUUUCAACUUUCUUAUUCUAGCUGCAAAACUAAAUUCAAACAUGUAUCAUAAUGUCUAGGACACACGGCCUAGGACGCCUGUGUAAAGUUUUAAAGAUUUAGUCUGGCAGUGAUAUGGAGACUGCAUCUGCAUUUAAAACCUGUCUUUUCAUUUACCGCUCAGUUCUUGUUACCAUAUCUACAUAUGCUAGGCUCCGUUUGUUUCAAUUUAAAGAAAGUUGGAUAAGCAUGCUUUUAGAUGCAGACGCGUUCAUUUUCACUGCAUUUGUCAAAGUAAAAGGGGCUAUGAAAACCUUCUAAAGAAUAUAUUGUUUUUCGAGGCGAACUGAAUGCACAUUUUGAAAUACGGCAAACUUUGUAUGCCAAAUGGUCAUGGAUUGGGAGAAAUGUCAAAUACGGUUGUACUGAACACGUUCAAUACGGUUGUACUCAAUACGGUUGUACUCAAUACGGUUGUACUCAAUAAUAGAUAUGGUUGUGACGUCAUACACAACGACGUAGAUGCCACGGAACAUAUGAAUAUUAUUUCUAUGAUAUUUUUAUCUGCUUUCAAUGGAAGUUUUCAUUGUUGAUAUUUUAGAUAUAUGAAUUUUACUAUCAUUUCUUCAAUAUUUAUAUGCGUCUAUGUAGUUGUAAUAUCAUACUUGCAAAAGUAAACCAAUUAUAUUUUCCCCUGAUAUUUUUCGAAGAUUGAAACUCUUCCAUUGGCAAAAAGGUUGUGAAAAUAUUAUUGGAAGUAGCUAUAUACUCAUCAAAGACCAUUAAAUCACCCCAUAGCUUUGUUUUCUGGAACAUCCUCCUUGGCUUUGUUAACGUCGAGUUUAGAUGAAUCAUACAUAUUUAGAAUGUCUUUAGGCCAGAAUACUGUCUCCAUCAGAUUCCAUAUGUCAUAUUGCUGUCAUUAGAACACUUGUUACAUGAAGAUAAUGUAGACAGAUAAAGGUCCUUCCGAUUGAUAGUUUAAAAAAUAAAAAAAAUAAACAAUAAACAAAAGUCCAUUUCCAAAGGUUCUUCUUUAUGAAAAGUCACCAAAUGUUAAUAUUUCGGAAUAUAUGUCGCUCCAGAGCACGUCACCAUCUAUUCUAUUGUCAUAAUAUCGUUAUACAUGAUCUCUUCUUGAGGGUUUCAUGACGGAAACAGUUUGCAAUGUGUUUGUUAUGGUCAUUCAUUUGAUUAAAGUUAAUUAAUGAUUACAUGUAUGUAAUGAAGCGAUGCCUUCUUAUGUUUAGACAAUCAAACCUUAACUCAAAGAAAUUUCAAAUUUUCCAAACUCAAAAUUGAAGUUUACUUCGGCAGUUUGUAAAAAAUGUUUCAUUGGAAAACACAUUGAAUCAUGUUCCAAUAGGUCAUGUGUUGUUUCUAUUUUUUCUUGUUGUGUGUGUUAUUACAGAAAUCCGUUAUUAAUAAUUAUUAAUAAUUGUACAUAUAUUUGUACUCGGAAUAUUCAGUGGAAUUACCAGCAUUCUCUCAAACAUUAGAAUUUAUACGUUUAUAUGGUGUUUACCGUUACAUUUGCACUAUUGAUAUUAAACCUUGUUAUUUAGAGUUUUUAAGAUACGUUAUUGAGUUAUCACCCAUGUUAUAUUUUGAUAUGUUGACGCAAUUCAGGAUCACCACCCUCAUUGUCGGGGGUGUAUUUACUGUAUAUAAGCAUUGUUUGUCAUUUUUUGUUAUGUCAUACACUAUGUUUGUUGUAUGAGUAAACAUAUACCCUUUUAUCUUGUUAUGAUUUGAAGUAGCACAAAACAAACAAACAACAUUUAAUACAAAUUACAUACAUCGUAUGCAUUGUGUGGUACAUUUCCUCAAAUUACUUAAAAGGACGUUGUCAGGGUGCUGUUCUAAGACCACCCUUGUUUCACGCAAACUUCUCCUGAUAGUAUUACUUCAGAUGUUUCAUAAUAUUGUGUUUGCCUUUAUGUCGUAAGGAAUUAAUUUGGGACUUUGUGCUUGAUUAACACAAAUACAAAGGACCCAUAUACUGAUAUCCUGUAUUGUUGCAAACAACAUGAAACCCUGCACUUUUUUGUGACAAGAGCGUUGCUUAUACAUACAUGUGAUCACGUGAUGGCAAGUUCGAUAGGCCGUCUAGUUUGUGUCAAUCAUCAAAAUGUCAAUAGCUUCGCAAUUUGUCAUUUGUUCUUGUUAGAUUCAUCACUGAAAUACGUCGAAUACCAAGCCGGAUUGUUUGUGUCUUCUCUGCAUUCAAGAAUGUCCUUGAUGUGUAAUGAAACAGCAAUUCACAAAUCUUAUGCUUAGAGUAAUUAUUAUCUACAGAACUAACGGCACAUGUUGCAUGUUUAUUUCUCUUUUAGAUUAUUAGAUUGGUGCUACUUAGAAUUGUUGUUUAUUUUUAGAUCACUCUCUUCAUUCCAUUUAAUGAGCAACAAUUAGUUUACAUUUGUAUAUAUAUUUUCAUAUGAAUGUUACGUUUACUGCACAUUAUAUUUGUAAGUGUUAUUUCAAAUCAAUUUUGUAAUCAUAAUUUGACCAAACCGAUACCAAUAAUAUCCAGACACUUGAAUGACAUUGCAGAUCAUAUGACAUCGCUAACCAUCAUAAAAUUAUGAAAUUAAAAACUGAAAUUAAUAUAAGUCUCUUAAAUGAGACAGUGAUACAAAGCGUACAUUGUCCUUCUAUAAUAUGCCCGAUUUAUCAGCAGAACUUAAAAUAUAAAGUGUUCAGCUUGCGAUGAAAGGAACUGUCAGGAAAUAUAUAAUGUGAAUGGAGCUUGUCAUUGCAGUGAAUAGAUAUGAUAGUAUCAAUGGUUUAGUAUGCGCAUUUCCCAUGGUGUUGUGUCUCCUUCAUCCUGUUCUAGAUUAUGUAGGACUCUGUAGAGUGCAUUAAAGUAUUAAAACGUA
Messenger RNA from Haliotis rufescens (red abalone), 5677 nucleotides. RefSeq names its product excitatory amino acid transporter 1-like. The coding region runs from base 527 to 2149 and encodes 540 amino acids. Gene Ontology annotation, molecular function: neutral L-amino acid transmembrane transporter activity; L-glutamate transmembrane transporter activity; glutamate:sodium symporter activity. The record is from RefSeq and is a predicted model, not a curated record. The transcript is spliced from 8 exons. Gene Ontology annotation, cellular component: plasma membrane. Gene Ontology annotation, biological process: L-glutamate transmembrane transport. Lineage: Eukaryota; Metazoa; Mollusca; Gastropoda; Lepetellida; Haliotidae.